UAAAAUUCCUUUAUGUUGAAUGGUUAUUUGAGUGGAUUAUCAAAUGCUUUUCUGGGUCAACCUGUUAAUCCAAGAGUUACAAUAAAAACAAGUUAGUACAGGUCAAGGCUGUUGAGAGAGCUACUCAGCAGGUAGAGAUUUCUCCUUUAACUCCUUAAUGAGCUUGUGUAUGUGUUUUGUGGGCUUUCAAAACUAAGUGUAUAUAAGGUAUAUGUGCAGGUGAGAGAUGCAUCUCCUCUAAACCCAUAGCCUGUCAAUGCAGAAAGCCAUAGGGUAUGAAUCUUCUUGCAUUUGCACCUUCAGCCCUGCACCAGAUGGGUCGGGUUGUUGGUUUGCAGGCUCCUUUACAGUCUGGCACGUCCAGCACUUGGAUUGAGCUGUCAGAGUUGGGCUGGGGAUGUUUGCAAAAUCAGACAGUGGUUUUGCAUAGAAGUUUGCUGACAGUCUUAAGUCGACACAUGGCGCAGGAAAACGCAGGUUGGAGAUACCAAAGCAAACCAGAAAGUUAUCACUUGAGCAGUCUGCUUUUUGCUGUCCUUGCUUAGUUUCUUCCUGUUAAUUGGUCCACGUUCUUUACAGCCUGACUCUAGAUUUUGUAACUGUGGCUGACUUUGGCUGUAGUUGCUUUCUCAAUGUGCUCGUUUCUUCCGAGUGCCCGGUUUAUGAGAUGCCAGUUGACUGGGACCCAAAGACCUAGAAGAUCCUGGCAAGCUUCACAGCAAAAAAGGAUUUGCUUCACAGCAAAAAAGGAGCUGGCUAGAGAUAGUGGAGCAAUUACUUGCUCCAGGUGGUUUGGGAGAGGAAAGCAUUAUUGAUCCUGAACCUUCUUUCAGUCUCACUCUCAGCAGGGAACUACUGGAGCAUUGGCUGUUUCUCUGUGGCUGUACCGUGUUGCAUGUGGUGUAAUCAGCUUUGGUAGGAGAACACUUGCUGUUGGGUGCUGUGGUGGUGGUCUUGCAAAAUUCAGUAUCUCUAACAGUAAAUGGUCUAAACUAAGACUAUUGCUAGUCUUUCACCAGAGUUCAGUGUGCUAAAGGGAGCCCGUCUUUCCCCUGGGGACUGAAAAGUUCAAGCUUCAGCCAAAUAUCAGUUAAGUGUCUCUGAAUUUAGCCCCUACUUAAAACUUGCAGGGGUUUUUGUUUUCUGUAGAAGAGCCUGAAGCUCUCAGAUGUUUAAAGUGUUUAUGGCAGUCCUAAAACAAAGUAGCCAGAUGUCAGUGGAGAAACCUAUAUGGCCAAUAAAAAUUCAAAUUUGAUGGGAUGUGAUUUUAAACCCUUAAUAAUAAUAAAAAAAAAAGUUUGCACUUUAUACGGAAUUUUAGUGGAAACAUGGGAGUGUAGAGUCUAAUCCUUUAAAAAAAAAAUAAAAUUAAAAAUUACUCCAAAGGAGAUCUAACUGACAGAUAGAUUCCAGAUGCUCAUCUGUCCUGACAGACUCUUUGCAUUUAAAACACAUAAAAGUGAGGUAACAAAAAUAAAAGGAAGGAUUUGGGAUCCAUAUAUGUGUGUUGGGAAUAUAAAUGUAGGACAGGUACAAAGCACCAAUAAUGUAAUUUUAAUAGGAAUCAUAUAUUGUAAAGAGAUAGGUAUUUCACUUAUUUUUCUGCCUCCUCUUUGAGGAUUACAGCUUAUUUUUUGUGUGUCCUGGAAUAACUCAUCAAGGCUGAUGGGAAAGGCUUAGAAUGCAUAAUUUAACAAAAUCAGGUGCUUAUAAAUACAACACAUGAAAUAGAAGGCAGAGUACAUUUUAAAUACCUCGGUAUUAGAUGGAAAAAAUAAAAUAUGUGAAACUUGAUAGAGCUAAGUAUAUUUGUUGGAAGACCAUACAGUAUGAUACAAGACCUCUUAUUUUUGUUUUUUAUUUUAAGGUAGAAGGGAAACAUCAGUAGAGUGGCCUGCUCUUCAUUACUGGAAGCAAGAGGUUAAUUUUGGGACUGUGCUCAUGAAUUGUGAAGACACAGUGCACUGAAUAGAGUUGCCCUGGGUCCUCGAUCUAACCCAUGAGACACUAUUUGGAGGGUUCUGCUUUAUUUAUUACUGCUAAAGUAUUUUCAAUUAGCUGACGUCUUAAAUGCUAACUUUGCCUGGCAGAUAAUGAAAUUCUUGUUUCUUUUCUAAGGAAGCUGAGGUGGAAGAAGGCAAUCGUGAGACAUCACAGGAAUUUGUACUGCCUGUCUCUACAAUUACUAACAAAAGCCUAUUUCCAAAACCUGUAGGGAUUUUGUUAAGAAAAGACAGCAAGAUGAUAGUGGUCCAGCGUGCAACAUAACCGCAGCAUUAACAGCGGGAGCAAUCUUGCCCGCAUUGCGAUUUAUAUAUUCCCACCCAGCCGUGGAAACCGGACGGGCCUUUGUUGGGGAGUUUUCUUAAGCCAAGCAGUGCCAGCCUCCCUUGAAAAGUUUUUUUUCUUCAACAAAGGGAAUAGGGAGGACUGUAAAGAGAACUGAAAAUGAGAUGGACUCACCAUGAAAGACCUGAAGCUCUUGGUAUCCACAUCAUGGACGAGCUGCAGAUGAACACAGCACAUGCCUCAGAGGAUGGACACGAACGUGGACUGGGACUCUGAGAAUAACAUUUGUGACACAGGUGAGAAGCACUCAAAUUAUUCCAGAAAGACUACUAAGGUGGGCCACACAGCUAGCCUCCAGAAGGAGGUAGAUAUGAAUUACUCGCAGACAUGCAGUCCUCGUUGCAACUCUGCUGGACCUUCAGGUAAGCAGGAGCUUCCUGCAGAGUUGCGGUGUGAAGACAAAGAAACCUAUGAGACCUACUACCAGAAACGAGGUGAGAGUACAGCUGGGGUAUUUGUUCCCUCCAGUACCAGCUUUGACCUGCAGUGUCAAGAUAAAGAUUUAGAGCACUGUUCCUCUGAGCAGUCCAAGAAACCACGGCGACGACUACGUGAUGAUAAUGAAAACACUGUUCUUGCUGAUGUGUUUGAUGAGGAGCCGGAGCGUGUCUCUGAGGAAGCUUUGCCAUAUCGAUGCAAGAAGUGUGGUUCCUCUUUCCAUGGUAUGAGUGAGCUGCAGGAACAUAAGCGAACUCACCUUGUGGAAAACUCAUACCGAUGUCCUGUCUGUGCCAAAGAGUUCUUCCGCGCGGCAAAUUUGCGGAUGCACAAGCUCAUUCAUUCUAGUGACAGGCCACACAAAUGUCCAGAGUGUGACAAGGGUUUCAUUCGCACAGCUGAUGUCUGGAGGCACCUACGCAAUGUGCACAAGAUCGAGCGCUCCAUGGUGAUCUUGGGAAACGGCAUGGCUAGGAACCCGUGGUCGAUACUGCACCGUGACCAGCACACUGUUGAGUAUACUGAUCAGCCUUGUGCCGAAAACCAAAAGGCUGAGGAAGAUGACUGUAAACCUUAUGCCUGUCCAACGUGCGGCAAAAGUUUUGAUAAGCCUAACCUGCUUUCCAAACACAAGGUGAUCCACCGACAAGACAAGCCCUAUAAGUGUCAGGAAUGUGGCAUGGCGUUUGUCCAGCUGCUCAGGCUGAAAAGACACCAGCAGACUCACUCUGGGGAGCGCCCCUUCUAUUGCGAGGAGUGUGGAGGGACGUUCACCCGGCUGGCAUCGCUCCAGCGGCAUCACCGCAUCCAUACGGGAGAGAAGCCCUACUCUUGCAGUUACUGUGGUCAUUCCUUCACUGAGUCAGGUACCCUACGGAGGCAUGAGCGUACACACAAAUUGGACAAAUCUUAAUUCUUAAGCUCACUUGUGAUUGUGGUCUCCUGGUGUAGAGUCUUACCUGAAUGAGGCCUGCUCAGUUGGGCUGGAGAAAGCACUCAACUGCAUGCGCUCUGGCCAGUCCAGACCCACUUCCCAGCGGUGGCUGAUAGGGAACACUACAUCAUGGCAAUCUUUGGAACCUCUACUUGUACAGAUUGCACUAACUGGCUUUGUAUGAAAAAAUAACCUAAUUACCACUGAGUAAUGAAAUGUGAGACUUGUGAAGACUGAAGUCAUUCACGUGUGGUAGCACUGUCCCAAUUCGCUGAACUGAUGAUGCAUCAGCUUGAGCUUUUUGCAAGGGUACGUGGGGUGUGAGACUUCUCUCUGUAGCCUUGGUCACUGAAUAAAUUGGCCUUGCCCUC
Molecule: messenger RNA, 4092 nt
Organism: Chroicocephalus ridibundus (black-headed gull)
Lineage: Eukaryota; Metazoa; Chordata; Aves; Charadriiformes; Laridae
Product: zinc finger protein 501-like
Exons: 4
Coding region: 2525-3700 (391 amino acids)
Biological process (GO): regulation of DNA-templated transcription
Molecular function (GO): RNA polymerase II cis-regulatory region sequence-specific DNA binding; DNA-binding transcription factor activity, RNA polymerase II-specific
Source: RefSeq, a predicted model, not a curated record